AUGCACUGUGUGCUGGAGACACACGGGACUAAACCCUCUGCCUUCCUCUCCCUUGGCAGGAAUUUCUACUAUAUCACCAUUCUGCGUGACCCCGUCUCCCGAUACCGGAGCGAAUGGCGCCACGUCCAGCGAGGAGCCACAUGGAAAGCGUCCCUGCACGUCUGCGACGGCCGGUCCCCAACCACCGAGGAGCUGCCCAGCUGCUACACGGGGGACGACUGGUCAGGCUGUUCCCUGCAGGAGUUCAUGGAUUGUCCCUACAACCUCGCCAACAACCGCCAGGUCCGCAUGCUCUCCGACCUCAGCCUGGUGGGAUGCUACAACCUGUCGGUCAUGCCCGAGGAGCAGAGAAAUAAGGUUCUGCUAGACAGUGCCAAGGAGAACCUGAAGCGGAUGGCCUUCUUCGGCCUGACUGAAUUUCAGCGGAAGACUCAGUAUCUCUUUGAGAAGACUUUCAACAUGAACUUCAUCUCGCCAUUCACUCAGUACAAUAGCACAAGGGCCUCCAGCGUGGAGAUAGAUGAGCAGACUCAGCAGCGCAUUGAGACCCUCAAUUUUUUAGACAUGGAAUUGUACGAUUAUGCAAAAGACCUGUUUUUGCAGCGGUACCAGUACAUGCGGCAGAAGGAGCACCAAGAAGCGCGGCGGAAACGCCAGGAGCAACGCAAGAUCUUGAGGGCGAAGCAAGCGCGCCUGAGAGAGCAGGGUGAGAACAGCUCCAGCACUGACUACAUAGGGAACGUGGAGCGGUGGCGGCGGUAGGACUGGGCUGGGGGACACGCUGGACACCGAAAGCCAAGCAGAACCCAACCCAACCCAACCCGCCGAUCGGAGACGAAGGAGCAGCCCAAACAAAUUACACUUCUCGAGGGUUUGAAGCAAAAAGAGGUUAAAAUGUUGCCUUUGCAGUUGCCUUUGCAGUAAAUGUUGUACUGUACGUGGAACACUUAAUCUUAGUGUGUAAUUAAAUUGUCCUUUUUAGGUUUGUUGGAUUAUUUAUGACAUACAGGAGCCAAGUAGGCUCAUCGGAAAUGGUUGCUUGGACGUUUAUUUAAAAGAAAAGAAAGAAAAAAAAAAAAAAUCCGUAAAUUAGUUAUAUGGGAUGCUGGAAAAUGUUUAUGAUGCUCGGCUGAAAUCUAUCUGGGAAGCAAACUCAUUUCCUAAUAAUGAGCAUUUAGCAUACUCUCACAAUACAAUAUAUGAGCAAAACCUUUUCCCUUUGAUUUUAUCUUAAUUUUAUUUUAAUAAUGUGUUUUCAAGGGCACCGACUGCUUAUGAUAUUUACCAAGUUAAUGAAUGGAUGAUGAAGGGAACCAUAAAGGUCUAGAAAAAAUAUUGACUAGUUUUAUGUGUAAUAUUGGCUUUUAAAAGGAAUAGAAGUAAUUUCUCUAGUUAUAUAAAUAUUUAAAAUUUUAAACUUUUUCUACCUACUGCUGUUUAGAGUUUUAAGCUUGGUCUAUCUCAUAUUUAAAAAAAAAAAAGAAAAAAAAAAAAGAGACAUACAUAAGUUUCUGAACUUAAUGCCAAUGUUAAAGACACUGUGUCCAGAAUUUUUCAGGGCAGUAUGAUUUUAACCAUUCUGGAAAAGUUAUAGCACAUCUUCAUGUUUCAUAAAACCUUUUCCAAAUUAUAAUCUUGUGACAGUGUCUAAUUUUAAGUCUGUCUUACCCGUUAGAAUACAUAACGCUGAAUUUAUCGUUCCUUAAUAAUUGGUGGUAUAAACUAGAUGAAAUUAUGUUGCGGAUAUUUGUGUAGUGUCUUUAAAAAGUCAUAAAACUCU
Molecule: messenger RNA, 1780 nt
Organism: Antrostomus carolinensis (chuck-will's-widow)
Lineage: Eukaryota; Metazoa; Chordata; Aves; Caprimulgiformes; Caprimulgidae
Product: heparan-sulfate 6-O-sulfotransferase 2
Cellular component (GO): membrane
Molecular function (GO): heparan sulfate 6-sulfotransferase activity
Source: RefSeq, a predicted model, not a curated record